This is a messenger RNA of Spodoptera littoralis (African cotton leafworm), 594 nucleotides long. NCBI's taxonomy places the organism in Eukaryota, Metazoa, Arthropoda, Insecta, Lepidoptera, Noctuidae. The record is from the annotation of a GenBank genome assembly.
AUGAUUCCACGUUUUACUCAUGUAUUACAACUAAUGAAAAAUGUGGAAAGGAACUUGUUUCAUAUGUUUGGAUAUCAUCCACCUAAAGAGUUAGCAUUGGCCUAUGUUCAUGAGAGGAAACCUGUAGCUACUCCUAAAAAGUUCUCGAUUAAAGACAUCGUUGGGGAUGGUUUCUUAUUGGCUGUACCUAAGUUCCGGAGGACUAUUGAAAGAAAACUGAAGAGAAAAUUUGGUACACCUGAAUAUGUAUGGAAGAUGCUUGUACCAAAAAAUGAUAUCAAAGUUUGCCAAACCUGUGGACAUCAUCAUGAAAAAAGGAGACUAUGUGAAAACUGUUACACCAAAAUAAAGAAAGAAACCAAGGAAAUUCAGGCACAGAUAAAGGAAAAACUUGGUAUUAAUCCUAUUGAACAUGAUGUUGUGGUUUUGUAUAAAGGAGAAACUCUUCCCGAUCAGCCCAAGGAAUUCUGGAAGGGGAAAAGAAUUAUUGAAAUGAAAAAGGAAAGGCCACAGUGGUUCAGCAAAAACCUCCUUGAAAAGACUACACAACAACCAUCAAAGUCUACAGAUGUCAAACCUACCGACUUAGCAUAA